AUGCCUCCACGAAGAGCUGUCAGAGGUCGUCCUGCGAGUCACAAUGUUGAACCACAAGAGCAAGAGUUACCCAAUGCACCUGAAGUGCAACCUCAGGACGAAGUUACUAAUGCUGAGUUCAGAGAGGCUAUUAGGAUGUUCAGUCAAGUUGUUACUAACCAAGCUAGGCACCAGAGAGGAGCUCGUCAGGAAGAGCCUGACACUUCUAGGAUUCGUGAGUUAUUGAGGAUGAACCCUCCAAGUUUCACUGGUUCAAGCAUUUCUGAGGAUCUGGAGAAUUUUGUUGAUGAACUGAAAAAGGUGUUCGAUGUGAUGCAUGUUACUGACACUGAAGUGGUUGCGGACAUGAGGAGUAUGAUGAGUCUAUUUGUUGAUGGGUUGUCCUGUCUAUCAAGCAAAGAGGGCCGGGCAGCAGUGCUUAUUGGGGACAUGGACAUUUUGAGGUUGAUGGUCUAUGUGCAACAAGUAGAGGAAUAUAAGCUAAUGGGAUAUGGAGGAAUUCAAGAACAAGAGGGCUAA
This is a messenger RNA of Solanum stenotomum, 519 nucleotides long. RefSeq lists its product as uncharacterized. The record is from RefSeq and is a predicted model, not a curated record. NCBI's taxonomy places the organism in Eukaryota, Viridiplantae, Streptophyta, Magnoliopsida, Solanales, Solanaceae. Bases 1 to 519 code for a protein of 172 amino acids. The transcript is spliced from 2 exons.